CUCGCGUCUGCUAGCCAGCUCGCCGUCGCGACCCGCGACUGAACGCAUCUCCUCGAUUCCACCUCCAUUGCACGCGUGCAGCCACCGCCAUCAUGUCUGCCGAAGACAUCACCGACGAAUUCAUCACAUACGAGAACCGUAUGGGCUCGUUUCACAGGAGCGUCAAGAAGCGAGCUUCAGGCGCGAAUGGACGGGCCAAGAACCUGGCCUGGCCUCAUCGAAACAUUGCGCCCGCGAGGCUUGCCCACGCCGGUUUCUUCUUCAACCCCAGCCCUACCAACCCCGACAACGUCACUUGCUUCCUCUGCCACAAGGGGCUUGAUGGCUGGGAGGCUGGCGAUGAUCCUCUCCUCGAGCACCUCAAGCACGCCCCGGAAUGUGGCUGGGCCAUCGUGGCUGCCAUCGAAGCCGAGCUAGGAGAUCAUGCGAGAGAGGACCCCAACCAUCCCUACAUGAAGGAAGCCCGAAAAGCGACGUUCGCUGGGAGGUGGCCUCACGACUCCAAGAAGGGAUGGAAGUGCAAGACUAAACAGCUGGUCGAUGCUGGUUGGAAAUACACACCAACCUCGGACUCCGACGACAUGGCUACUUGCGUCUACUGCCAGUUGGCCCUCGACGGUUGGGAGCCUGCCGACAAGCCACUCGACGAACAUUACAACCGAUCCCCCGACUGCCCAUUCUUUUCAUUGCUCGAGCAAACACAGGGCGCAAAGAAAGCCAGUAAAUCGAAGGCUGGCCGCGCAUCUAAGGCAUCGCGACUGUCUGUCCAAUCCGUCGCUACAACCACAUCAGAAGCUCCGUCAAUCAACGAGUCAAUGGCUCCAGAGGACAGCGUGAUGACUACCGCCUCUACGCAAGGUGGUAAGAAGACGAAGGCGCGGAAGACCGCCACUGGCAAGGGAAGGAAAACCAAGGCCAAGAAGGAGGAGCCCGUUGAGGAGGUGGAGGACGCCAUUGAGGAUGAGGCUCCUCCGCCACCAAAGCCCACUCGUGGAAAGAAGCGAGCGAGCACAGCCAUGGAAGACUCAGCUCUGAUCACCGCCGAAGCGCCGGCUUCGAAGAAGCGAGCGACUUCGAAUCCGAGCAGCCCUACAGUAAACCACUCGGUUCUUGAGCCCAUUGACGACAGUGAUAUGACGGAUGCGCCAGCUCCCAAGAAGACGGCUGGGCGUAAGAAGGGCCAAGCGUCAACGGGCAGGGCUCGUCAAGCAUCGACUGCAUCGGCUGCGUCAGCCGCCUCUGCAGCGUCUAUGGCAUCCGUCCCCGGAGCCUUCCCCGACGACGACGAGAUCGAACGUCAGCUAGAGGCCGACCUUGAAAGACAGCUAAGCGAGGAUGACGAGGUUACUCUUGACUCUGACUCUGAGCGAAUGAAGAGGAGCAAAGGAAGCCGAACUUCAGACACCCAGAUCGAGUCUGUCCAGGAGUCGAAGGAUUACGCCAUGUUCAAACCUGCACCCGCUGAGCUUGAUGACGAUGAGGUUGAGGAUGAGCUCAAGGCACUCGAGGCUGAGAUGGGGUUUGAAGAGCCUCAUGUGAUCGAGGAGCCCGAGGAACCACAAGAACUUGAGGAGCCGCAAGAACCCGAGGAACCCCAGGAACUACACGUUCCCAAGAAGGGGCGGAAGGCCGGUACUCGCAAGGCCUCAAAACAGACCAAGGCUAAGAAAGCUAAGGCCACUCCAGAACCCGUGGAGGAAGAAGUGGAGGAGGAAAUCGUGGCCCCUGAACCCGAGCCUGAACUCGACGAACAGCUCCACGAGGACAGCCUGGUCAGCACCGGCACCGUUGUUGUUAAGAACUCGGCGGCGGCGGCGCGGCUGAGUACUGGAAGGCGAGGGCGUGGACGACCAUCCAAGGCGUCUCUUGCCUCCCGGGAGUCUACGGGCGCCGUCGACCUCGUUGAGCCUGCGGUUGACUCCUCCGUCGACCCUCCUGCCGAGCCUGUUGCUCAAACGGCUGCUAAGCGCGGACGCGGGCGCCCAUCCAAGGCAUCUUUGGCUUCUCGAGCAUCAAUUGAAGGAGAGAACAGCCAGGUUGACGAAGCUCCUCCCAAGCGUGGUCGUGGUCGACCUUCUAAGAAGUCAACAGAGGCUCGUCAGUCGAUGGAGGACACAAAGGCAGUCAAAGAUGACGUCGACGAGUACGCAGCCGAGCGUGUUAAGAACACCAAGCCUCCAGUGGUGUCUUUCGAGGAGCCACAGUCGUCCCCGAUGGUGCACGACGUGGCUACAUCACCACCUCCCAGCGCUAGGCAUUUGGCAAACCCUCCUUCAACACCAGGCAGGGUCAUCUCGCCCGCGCCAUCAGCCCGACAAGCGGCCAUCUCUCCGUCCCAGUCGCCCCAGUCCUCCGACGCCGAGAAUCAGCCCCCAUCGUCGAAGCCUGCUGCCAGCGUCAAGCGAGUUGCGCUGGCGCCUGUCGUGGCAACGCCUACGCGCGGCUCGCCGUCAAAGCGCAACAUGAUUGCAGGACUCCGAAGCACGACUGCCUGGACAGAACUCGAUGUCGAGGCCGUCCUCAUGUCUCCGCGCCCCAACGGCAACAAGGAGAACAGCGCCGAGCAGUUCCUUAAGCAGGGCAAGACUCUCACGUCGCCCGAGAAGCGGAUGACGGUGGAAGAGUGGAUUCUCCACAACGCCGGCGAGGCGGAGAAGAAGCUGAAGCAGGAGUGCGAGGCCAUGGUCAGCCGGUUUGAGAGCGAGGGCAGCAAGGCGAUGCGCGUGCUGGAGGGCUUGGUGGUGGAAUGAUGGAUGCUUGAAGUUGAAACAGCGGCGUUGGAACCAGGAACACGGGAACAGGAUACGGGACAUGGGGCUCCCUCGGCUGUGUCAAGCCCAAAUGGAAGAGCCGGGAGGCUGAUGAGGAUUAAUUGCACCGUCGCGCGAACGGAUGGGAUACAUGGAUGGCGUUUCGGGACAACU
Ilyonectria robusta is the source of this 2924-nucleotide messenger RNA. RefSeq lists its product as uncharacterized. The transcript is spliced from 4 exons. The record is from RefSeq and is a predicted model, not a curated record. Lineage: Eukaryota; Fungi; Ascomycota; Sordariomycetes; Hypocreales; Nectriaceae. Gene Ontology annotation, molecular function: DNA binding. Bases 93 to 2750 code for a protein of 885 amino acids.